UGGUCUACAUAACUUUUUUAAUGUCUACAUUGGAAUGAGUCCACCACGAUAUGUGUACGGCAACGUCAACCAACCUAAGGUACAUAUAGUUCGGCAACAACCGGACGACGAAAGGCACCCCAAACCAUGGACUUUUGAAUCGGAUAUGACAUUGACUCCUUCUCAGAGGAUGGCAAUAGACAGAGACAUUUUGCGCCGACGGAUGGGGAUUCCGACCAUGAAGCGAAAAAUUGUAGCUGAUGAACGAUACUACUGGCCCAAUGGCGUUAUACCGUACGAGACUAAAAACCUGGAGUUCACGGUUUCCUCUGACUUGAACACAGCCAUUAACAUGUGGGAGAAACUGACAUGUAUAAGAUUUGUUGGUCGGACUAGAGCAAACCAAAAGCAAUAUAGAGAUUACGUCACAAUUCAACAAACUUAUGAUGGCUGUGAAUCAAAUGUUGGUCGCAUCGGAGGACAACAGGUCGUUAAUGUUUCGAACGGAUGCGGGGCUGGUAGUAUUGCGCAUGAACUGGGACAUACCUUUGGAUUUGUCCACGAACAGUCGAGGUCGGACCGGGAUCAACAUAUACUUAUUGUCGGUAACAAUAUCAUUCCUGGAAAUGAAAAGAACUUCCAAAAGUAUUCCAACAAGAAAGUUUAUACCUACGACUUGUCAUAUGACAUAGGGUCCUUAAUGCAUUACAGUGAUAAGGCAUUUUCAAGAGAUGGUGAAUCCAAGACAAUCCUAGCACGUGACACGCUAGUUCAGUCUUGGAUGGGUCAGAGAAAUGGACCAAGCUUCCUAGAUAUCAAACUUGCCAACGAGGCAUAUCAGUGCGACAGACACUGCAGAACAAAUUUUAUUUGUCAGAACGGUGGGUUUAUUGGACCAAAUUGUAACUGUAUUUGUCCAUAUGGGGUCGGCGGGUUCACGUGUGACGAGGUGGCGCCCUCUACGCCAAAUUGUGGAGGAACUUUUCGGAAAGAAAACGGAACGAUUCUCUCUCCCAAUUACCCUAACGACUAUUAUAGUAAUGCCGAAUGCCAUUGGUUGAUCGAGGGUCCAUUUGAGUUUUUAAAACUUACUUUUCGUGACUUUCAUUCGGAGAACGAGUAUGACGUUCUUGACAUUCGAGUGUACGGACCAGAAAGGGUCGGACAAAUGAUUUCUGGGAAUAAUGUUGGAGAAAAGAUUAUCUACUUCAGCAGCAAUAAACUACUGCUUCACUUUACCUCGGACCAGAACAGUAACUUCCGAGGAUUCCGAAUUGAUUAUUCCAGCAUUCAUAGCAUUGACAUUGAUCGACAUCACUGAUGUUCAAUUCAGUCACGUGGAAUAUCUGAUCUAUGACAUAUUAUGCUCUAUUAUAAUAUGAACGCUAUUUUAUAUGAUGCUUAUAUUUUCCAAUGAAUCUCAAAAAGCAUGUGCAUUUUGUUAACUUAUUUAUUUUUUUUACAAUUAUUUUCUUUGUUGCAAUAA
Messenger RNA from Saccostrea echinata, 1465 nucleotides. Its product is annotated as blastula protease 10-like. Lineage: Eukaryota; Metazoa; Mollusca; Bivalvia; Ostreida; Ostreidae. Bases 35 to 1300 code for a protein of 421 amino acids. Gene Ontology annotation, molecular function: zinc ion binding; metalloendopeptidase activity. The transcript is spliced from 9 exons. Gene Ontology annotation, biological process: proteolysis. The record is from RefSeq and is a predicted model, not a curated record.